Messenger RNA from Diachasmimorpha longicaudata, 1643 nucleotides. RefSeq names its product DNA-directed RNA polymerase III subunit RPC3 (gene Polr3C). The transcript is spliced from 5 exons. Gene Ontology annotation, cellular component: RNA polymerase III complex. The coding region runs from base 88 to 1587 and encodes 499 amino acids. Gene Ontology annotation, biological process: DNA-templated transcription. Gene Ontology annotation, molecular function: single-stranded DNA binding. The record is from RefSeq and is a predicted model, not a curated record. Lineage: Eukaryota; Metazoa; Arthropoda; Insecta; Hymenoptera; Braconidae.
CCUAACCUCUGCUCCGAAUUGAUUCAACCCCUUGAAACACAUGUUCAAGAUCGUAUGGGGGUUUAAAAUUGUAUUAAUACAUCCAAAAUGUCCUUUUAUUGUGGUAAAUUAUGCUCAACAAUAUUACUAGAGCAUUUUGGAAGUAUCGUUCAAUCAGUGGGUGAGUGUUUGUAUAAAAAUGGUUCACAGGGAUUACACUUUGUGACGGUAAAUACUAAUAUUCCCCUUGUCAAGGUGAAAGAAGCUUUAUGUGUUCUCAUUAAAUAUGGACUUGUCUUCCAUGAAAUGUCGGAAAGGGGUAUGAAAUAUACUCUCCUUCCUGAUAACGUCACGAUGGUACUCAGAUACUCUAGGUUCAUGUUUUUUGUUAAACAAUGUUGUGGGGAUGAGGGAGAAAUUAUACUAGAGGAGAUACUCAAGCAGGGAUAUGAUACAGCCUCUCAAGUGAUUGUUAAAUCAUAUAUGAGAAUGGUUCAGAAGCUGGGUGAUGCUGCUCCUUCUCUGUAUUUGAUGAAAGAAAAAUUCGAACUCUUAAUUAAAAAUCAAUUUUUAAUGAGGAGCUCGUGUACAGAAGAAAUGGGGGAGAUCACAACAGACAAGCCAGAUUUCAUGAUACAGACACUGGACCUCAAGGCACUUAAGAGUAUAGUUGAAGGGGUUGAGGUUGAUCCUGGGGACAAGGGGAUAUACUGGCGAGUGAAUUUUGAUCGGUUGAUUCAGGAUUUGAGGGAUAAAACGCUUGUGGAGGCUGUCUCCAGAAUGGUAGACGAUAAUGCUGGGGAAAUGAUGAGACAGAUGCUCUUUCUGAUGUACGAGAGGACGGCCUCAUGGGCAGACACCUCAAACCCCAUUCCCUACAUCGAAAUUAAGGACAAAGUCAAGGGAUUGGAUAUUCCAGCACUGACACAGUAUCUUGAUCAGUAUCUACGACUGAUCGAAGAGGACUCGAGGCAAUUUUUGAGACGGGUUGGGGACUCUGGUGGGGGACAGUUCAGUGUCAACGUCAAGGAGGCAUUCGCCCAACUGGCCUGGGCAACCCUGGAGAACAUCGUGAUGGAGAGGUUUGGGUCCAAAGCAGCGAGAAUUUUCAGACUAGUCAAGAGUAAAAAGUACAUCGAGGUGGAGCAGAUCCAGCAACUGGCCAUGAUUCCUGCCAAGGAGGCGAAGCACUUGACUUUCAUCCUCUUUCAAGAAAAUUAUCUGCAGAUGGCGGAGGUGAAGAAGGCCGGGGUAUCACAAGCACCGUUGAAGGCUUUCUUCUUGUUUCAUAUUGACUUGAAUCAAGUUGUCAGGAUGGAGAUGGAGCACUGCUAUCAUGCGCUGUACAAUACCAUGCAGAGGAGGGAACACGAAACUGUAGAUAACAGGAGGAUGAUUGAUAAACAGCUGAGGAUUCAAACACUUAUCAGUAAUUUGAAGGAAAGGGGGGCACCUGAAGAACAGCUACAGGAGAUCGAGGAGAUGAUGACACCAGCGGAAAAACUUCAACUUGACAAAGUUCAUAAUAUUAUCAAGACCCUGGGUGGUGCGGAAUUGCAGAUUGAGGAGACACUAUUUUUAUUCGCCAUGUAUCUAAAUUAUCAUUAAUUAUUGACAAUUGAUGGUAAUUUCAUAAUUUGUAAAUAAAAUCAGUUGAACUGACA